This is a messenger RNA of Funneliformis geosporum, 1212 nucleotides long. Lineage: Eukaryota; Fungi; Glomeromycota; Glomeromycetes; Glomerales; Glomeraceae. The record is from the annotation of a GenBank genome assembly.
AUGCAAAAAUACACAGCUGAAGAAAUUAAGGAGGAAAUUGAGCUCGAUGAAGAUACUAACCAAGAAAUUGAUUACAUUUCAUUAUUUGCUAAAGAAAAAAAAGGUGGUGGUGGUAUACCAAAACGUGGCAGUAAAGAUUUCGAACCAGAUGGAUCAGAGAUCCAACGUGACACACUAUCAAACUCAUUAAAUGCUCUUCAAAAAACAUUAAGUGAAGAACGAAAUGUAUCAAGUCGGCAAUUAUGUAAAGCAAUUUGGCAUCCGGCUCCAAUAUCUAAGGCAAUGAUUACUGUUAGUAAAGGAUCGCAUUUUCAUAACAUGGGACAUGCUAUAGAAGGAAAUAUGUGGUUAUAUCCUGAAGAGUGUUUGUUUUUAAUGGACAGAUGUUCGUUGAGCACACAAUGCCAUGAUGUAGAGAUGUCCAUACAACAUGCGUAUUGCGAAAUGAUAGACGGGUGGUUAACGUUAGAGAAAUAUCAGGUUUAUGCUUAUUUGAAAAGGAUAGGUUUUACGGUAUUAAGAACGAAAUCUUCACAAUCGACACAAUCAUCCUCAAGUAUUGUGAGUACUUCCUCAUUAUACUCACAUUUGCAAUCAACAUCGCGACCUCCUUCACACAAAAAUUCCACAUCUUAUCAACUACUACCGCAACAAUUACAACUUCCAUGGGUUUUAAACCGAAUAAUUUCCUUCAUCAUUUCCCCAUUCAUAUACUUUACAAAUUCACUCAUUUCAUCAGUAUCUUCAACUAGCAUAUCUACAAAUGACAAUACAAUGAAUCAAAGAGCAAAAAUUUUAGUUGAAUCUGGUGAAUGUAAAACAUAUGAACAAGUAUAUAAGAAAUUACAAAUAAUCGAAUCAUCUUCAAUCACGUUACAUUAUAAUUCCACCGUUGAAGAUGAUUAUAAUAUCGAUUUUUUGGUGUAUAAAGAAUCUGCACCUGGUAAAUUCAAGAAAAAAAAUCCCGGGCAACCUUUAUUUCACGUUGUAGUAGCAAGUGCUGAAACACAAAAACCUCCGUCUCCAUCAACUCUCUACAAUUUAUUCACCUCAUCACAAAUUUCCUCUUCAGUUAUAAAAAGUAUCAUAUUCGCAAUUGUAGAUGGAUCAAAUAUUUCAUUUUUAGAAUAUAAUGAUAUAAGUUUUAAUAAUGUGCAUGUAAAUUUAGUCAGUAACCAUAUUCCUGUUGAAAAGAAGAAAAAGAAGAAAUAA